AUAAUAUGAUCGUAUCAUAUACUACUUACCAACACCUUCUCUCUCAUUAGUUUGUGGAUCAGUAACACACACAGAGAUGAGUGCUCUCUCUAACUCCGGUGGUGGUGGCCACGACAACUCCUUCCUCAAGAUACCCACCAUCAACUUUACCAAGCUCUUUAUCAAUGGACAUUUUGUUCAUUCCAUAUCAGGAAGAACAUUUGAGACUAUAGAUCCAAGAACAGAGGAGGUAAUUGCAAGAGUUAGUGAAGGAGAUAAAGAAGACAUAGAUAUUGCUGUUAAAGCUGCACGUGAGGCAUUUGAUUCAGGUCCAUGGCCUCGCUUGCCCGGCUCUGAAAGGGCAAAAAUUCUGAUGAAAUGGGCAGAGCUAAUUGAAGAAAACAUAGAGGAACUAGCGGCAUUAGACACAAUUGAUGGUGGAAAGCUGCAUUUUUUUAAUAAGGCUGUGGAAAUUCCUUCAGCUACAAAUGCGCUACGUUACUAUGCGGGUGCUGCUGAUAAAAUUCACGGCGAUGUACUAAAAAUGAACGGGGAGUUCCAUGCGUAUACACUGUUGGAACCAGUUGGUGUGGUGGGACACAUAAUCCCAUGGAAUGCCCCUUCCCUCACCUUUUUCAUCAAGGUUAGCCCUUCCUUAGCCGCAGGUUGCACCAUGGUCCUCAAGCCUGCUGAACAAACACCUCUCUCUGCUUUGUUUUAUGCUCAUCUAGCUAAGUUGGCUGGAAUCCCAGAUGGAGUGCUCAAUGUAGUGCCCGGAUUUGGACCAACUGCUGGAGCAGCAAUAAGCUCACACAUGGACAUAGAUGCGGUCAGUUUUACUGGUUCAAUUGAAGUUGGGCGUGAAGUGAUGCAAGCUGCAGCUAGGAGCAAUUUAAAACCGGUUUCACUUGAAUUAGGAGGCAAGUCUCCUCUCAUUAUUUUUGAUGAUGCGGAUAUAGACAAAGCUGCUGAGCUUGCUCUCUUUGGCAUCCUUUUUAACAAGGGAGAAGUUUGUGUUGCAAGUUCUCGUGUGUUCGUCCAAGAAGGGAUCUACGAUGAAUUUGAGAAGAAGUUGGUGGAGAAGGCAAAAUCUUGGGUCGUUGGGGAUCCUUUUGAUCCCAAAUCGCAGCAAGGGCCUCAGGCUGACAAGAACCAAUUGGAGCAAAUACUUUCGUAUAUUGAGCAUGGAAAGAAAGAAGGAGCCACCCUUUUGACCGGAGGUAAUAAAGUUGGCAACAAAGGUUACUACAUUCAACCUACAAUUUUCUCUAAUGUAAAGGAGAACAUGAUUAUAGCACAAGAUGAAAUAUUUGGCCCAGUACUGUCGCUGAUGAAAUUUAAGACAAUGGAAGAAGCAAUUAAAAGUGCUAAUAAUACAAAGUAUGGCCUGGCGGCAGGGAUUGUGACAAAAAAUAUUGAUAGAGCAAACACAGUGUCAAGGUCCAUUCGUGCAGGGGUUGUUUGGAUAAACUGUUAUUUUACUAUAGGGAGUGAUGUUCCUUUUGGAGGGUAUAAGAUGAGUGGAUUUGGAAGAGAUUUGGGAAUGGAGGCCCUUCACAAGUACUUACAAGUUAAAUCUGUUGUUACACCCAUUCACAAUUCUCCUUGGCUUUGAACAUGAAGCUUUGAUGUAUGAGCGAAAAUGUAUGUCUUUUUUUUUUCUUUUUUCUUUUUUCUGGAAUAAAUUGUGUUUUCGUAUUCCUAAUGGUGUGUGGCUUGAAAAUACUUUGUUUCAUUACCACAUUAUUUCAUUAAUGAAAUCAUUAAAAUCGAUUUAGUGGUUGAAA
Molecule: messenger RNA, 1766 nt
Organism: Cajanus cajan (pigeon pea)
Lineage: Eukaryota; Viridiplantae; Streptophyta; Magnoliopsida; Fabales; Fabaceae
Product: aldehyde dehydrogenase family 2 member C4
Molecular function (GO): oxidoreductase activity, acting on the aldehyde or oxo group of donors, NAD or NADP as acceptor
Source: RefSeq, a predicted model, not a curated record